AUGGUCCAGCGCCACACUCCCUCUCUCACCACGCUCUACCCUGGCCUCCUCGGCGCUCUAAUCCUUAGCGCGAUCUCCGCUCCCACCAUCUUCGUCCCCUCCACCUUCCAGGAGGCUAUCACAUGCGCUGACGCUGACAAGUGGAUAGCCGCCAUCUUCCUGGAAUCGGAGCCACAGAGGCAGCGCCUGGAGAGGGGCCUGCCGGGGUGCGUCUUGUAUGCGGACGACCGCCGCCUGAGUGCAUCCUCGCUAAGAGCUGCUGGCAGUGACUCGUUUGAAGCGCAUGGGCGCGAGUUCCCGUACUGGCUCGCCACCAAGCUCAUCAACCGGCACUCGCCCUGGCUGGCAGGCACGAUUUCUCUUGUUUCCCGCGCUCACCAUCACGCUGUGCGCUCCCGCUUCACUCCUUGCUCCGCUGCUCCCCUCCAUCCCCUCCCUGUUCCUGCAUGGGCCACCCACAGGGCGUAUGCGCAGCGCCACGGGUACCGCUUUGUGGAGAUGGGCGAGGCGGACAAGGACCCAGGCAGACACCCCUCCUGGUUCAAGGUGCGUUUCUUACAGCGCCAGCUGUCUUGCUGCUGCGAGUGGGCGUUCUUCCUGGACUCAGACGCCUACUUCCGCAUGGACAACCACCGCCUGUCCAUUCAAAGCUGGGUGGAUCGACUGACUCUGCCUCACUACUUUGACUGGAUCGCCCGUGACUACAACAUCUCGCUGGCCAACCAGACCUGCUUCCCGCGCCCCCCCUCCUCCAUCUUCUCGCACUCACCUCCCGUCUGCCCCCCGUCACCUGUGGGGGCCGGGCAGGGUGGGGGAGAAGGCGAGGCAGGAGAGGGGGGGCAUUGGGGAGGUGGAGGAGGGGGGGAGGGGGAGAGCCGGGCGGCGGUGUGUGUGGUGGCCCCGCGGAACGAUGAUGAGGCGUCGGGGAUGGCGGAGGGGCGGGCGGGGGCGCUGUUCAACGGCAGUAUGGAGUAUGUGAAUGCGGGGGUCACACUCUGGAGGCGCUCCCCGCACUGCCUCAAGCUGCUCGCCAGCUGGCACGAGGAGCCGGCCAGGCAGUACCUGUGGAGGCGCAACUGGGAGCAGCCGAGGCUCAACGUGCUGCUCGCUAUGCCGCAGCACGUUGCCGACGUGGCAGUGGUGCCCUUCCGGGAGCUGACCGGGCACUCGGGACGCGCCAUCCGGCACCGCUGGCUCAACUCCAUCAUGACUGACGAGACGCGCAGUGACUUGGUCAAAGAUGCAUUGCUAGGCAGUUUCUUGACAAGUUACAUGUACAUGUUUUGA
Closterium sp. NIES-65 is the source of this 1287-nucleotide messenger RNA. Lineage: Eukaryota; Viridiplantae; Streptophyta; Zygnematophyceae; Desmidiales; Closteriaceae. The record is from the annotation of a GenBank genome assembly.